GAGCGGCGGGAAGGGCCGGCUCGGUACCGCGCUGCGAGCCGCCUCCCGCUCCCUCUCUCCAGCUUUCUCCUCCACCCCCUUGCAGCUUCUUGCCGGCGGCGGCGGGCGGGCAGCCGGGAAGCUGUCUGUCCUUCUCCCUCCUCCCCCCCCCCGGGUCUGGGUAGGGAUGGUCGGGCCGGCGGGCCAGGCUGUGUCAGGCGCCCGCUGACACGGGACGGGCCGGGGCGGGGGAGCCGCGGAGGCCGGACGGAUGUGCUGAGCUCUCACUAUGAACGCUAUUGUUGCCCUCUGCCAUUUCUGUGAGCUCCACGGCCCUCGCACCCUCUUUUGCACGGAGGUUCUUCACUCGCCGCUCCCCCAAGGCGCGAGCAGCGGCGACAUCUCGGGGCAGAAUGAGCAGGGAGAAGAGGAGGAAGGUGGCAUCCAGAUGAGCAGCCGGAUCCGCUCGCACAGCCCCGCAGAAGGUGCCAGCGCUGACUCCAGCAGCCCAGGGCCAAAGAAGUCAGACAUGUGUGAGGGCUGCCGCUCUCUUGCAGGAGGCCAUCCUGGCUAUGUCAGCCACGACAAGGAAACCUCCAUCAAGUACGUCAGCCACCAGCACCCAAACCACCCCCAGCUCUUCAGCAUCGUGCGCCAGGCCUGCGUGCGCAGCCUGAGCUGCGAGGUCUGCCCAGGACGUGAAGGCCCUAUUUUUUUUGGAGAUGAGCAGCAUGGCUUUGUGUUCAGUCACACCUUCUUUAUCAAAGACAGCCUGGCUCGAGGUUUCCAGCGCUGGUACAGCAUCAUCACCAUCAUGAUGGACCGGAUUUACCUCAUCAACUCCUGGCCUUUCUUGUUGGGAAAAAUCAGAGGCAUCAUUGAUGAGCUUCAGGGCAAAGCACUUAAGGUGUUUGAAGCAGAGCAGUUUGGGUGCCCCCAGCGUGCCCAGCGGAUGAACACGGCCUUCACCCCCUUCCUGCACCAGCGCAACGGCAACGCGGCGCGCUCCUUGACGUCCCUCACCAACGAUGAGAACCUCUGGGCAUGUCUGCACACUUCCUUUGCCUGGCUUUUGAAAGCUUGUGGCAGCCGACUGACAGAGAAACUUCUGGAGGGAGCACCAACAGAAGACACUCUCGUUCAGAUGGAAAAACUUGCAGACCUGAAAGAAGAGUCAGAAGGCUGGGAUGGUUCCGAGGAAGAAGAGAAGCCUUCCCAGCCAGAUGUUGUGGAAGGGCAGGAGCUAUCUAAAUGCUCACCUGAAACAUCUCUGAUGCCAGAUUGCAACAGCUGGAACAUAGCUCACAGGAGGUUGUCCAUCUUCCGCUCCCUCAGGCACAUGAGGCAGGUUCUGGGGGCAUCAGCAUUCCGAAUGCUGGCUUGGCAUGUUCUGAUGGGGAACCAGGUUAUCUGGAAAGCUCGAGACAUGGAUCUUGUCCAGUCUGCUUUUGAUGUGCUACGGACCAUGCUGCCUGUGGGGUGCGUGCGGAUCAUCCCGUACAGCGACCAGUAUGAAGAGGCCUAUCGCUGCAACUUCCUGGGGCUUGGCCCUCAUGUCCAGAUCCCAUCCCACAUAUUGUCAUCUGAGUUCGCGGUGCUUGUGGAGGUUCGUGCUGCUGCCCGGUCCAGUCUCUACCCAGCUCUGUUUGAUGACGACCAGUCCCUCAACAAGUACGAGUUUGUUGUCACCAGUGGUAGCCCUGUUGCAGCAGAUCGAGUUGGCCCUACAAUCUUGAACAAGAUCGAAGCUGCCCUGACCAACCAGAACCUUUCUGUAGAUGUUGUGGAUCAGUGCCUUGUUUGCCUGAAGGAGGAGUGGAUGAAUAAAGUGAAGGUCCUCUUCAAAUUCACUAAAGUGGACAGCAGACCCAAGGAGGACACCCAAAAACUGCUGAGCAUUCUGGGGGCUGCAGAGGAGGACAACGUCAAGCUUCUCAAGUUCUGGAUGACUGGUCUGAGCAAGACAUACAAAUCCCACCUGAUGUCAACGGUUCGCAGCCCGACGUCCUCGGAGUCCCGGAACUAAAAGGUGCCCAAACCUCACUUGCUGCCUUCAGAUAAUGGCAGGGAACCCCGAAUUCCCACUGCUGAGCCUGCAGCAUGUGCAUUAAAUGGAUAGUGAAACUUCAUCACUGUUCUUCUGGUCCUCAAACUAACUUGAAGAGUGACUUGAGUCUUUUCUAAUUGCUGUGAGACUGGACUAAUAAGUGCUAAUCGAUAGUGCUGCUGUCUGUCCUGAAACUCAACUCUAAAUCUAGACCUCCACACUCAAGACUAAAAUACAACAACCCUCAAAAGAAUCAGUAUGAAAUAAUUAAAAUCCCAUCCUGUCCUCAUUAAGCAUUAUGGUGUGGCAGCAGACCUCAGUUUUAGGUUUCAUUGGCAAGACUUGGAUACCUGUGACAACACCUGGAACCCCUUGGAGUGGAUCUAGUGAAUCUCUCUGAUUCCCACACACAUCACCUAAAUGCUUGAGAGUAAGAACCAAGAGAUCAGUGAUGUGUCACAGGGUAUGGAUCACAUGUCAAUUCUUUCAAACCACUUCAUACUCAGAUUUGAGAAGAGACUUUCUGCUGCUGUAGCAUAAGAUGGGGUGUCCUGUUGGAGUCCUGUCACUCCACUUUAUUUAUUUAUAUCCUAACUUGAGACACUUUCAGCAUUUGCUUUGGGAAUCUUGACUGGGAGAGAGAAUUGUAAUGUUAAGAAGUCUCCAAGUGCAGCCUGUUUGCCUCUCCAGAGGGGAAAACGCUUUGUUUUGCCUGUGGAUGCAAAACUUCCAGGUAAUGAAGAUAACCUCAGCAGGGUCAGGCUGCUGGUGUUCCUCUGUCUUCAGAAAUACUUUUCUAGCUUCUUAAUUAAGCAGAAAAGAUCCAACCUGUAGGUGCUCCCUUAUAUAACUCUAUAGUAGCCAUUUUUGCUUAAUAGUUAAUGGAAACAUUGGUGCGUAUUUUUAAUUACCUAAACAGAUGCUCCUUAUCUGUAUUGUGAGGAAUUACUGUUGCACUUGUGAAGGUUUGUUGUUUUGUUUUUCUUUCCUGAAUCAUUGUUGGGAAAACUUGACAUUACCAUAGACAUUUUUACCAAGCUAGAGGCAGGUUUUACCCAGGUGACCUUCUGCACUCAUUCCAACAGGGCUCAAGCUCACAGGGGAUGUUCCAACUUGUCACAAGUUCUGUUCUUAUGUAUAAAUAUGCAGGUUGAUAUUUUUUUUGUCUGGAACAUCUGUAAAAUGGUGACAGGCAUUAAAUCUCAUUAAGAGCUAUUUUUGUAAAAUGGAUAAAA
Molecule: messenger RNA, 3261 nt
Organism: Apus apus (common swift)
Lineage: Eukaryota; Metazoa; Chordata; Aves; Apodiformes; Apodidae
Gene: FLCN
Product: folliculin
Exons: 12
Coding region: 269-2005 (578 amino acids)
Biological process (GO): positive regulation of transforming growth factor beta receptor signaling pathway; positive regulation of TORC1 signaling; negative regulation of transcription by RNA polymerase II
Cellular component (GO): cytosol
Molecular function (GO): GTPase activator activity
Source: RefSeq, a predicted model, not a curated record